Molecule: messenger RNA, 435 nt
Organism: Diplodia corticola
Lineage: Eukaryota; Fungi; Ascomycota; Dothideomycetes; Botryosphaeriales; Botryosphaeriaceae
Product: pxa domain-containing protein
Exons: 1
Coding region: 1-435 (144 amino acids)
Source: RefSeq, a predicted model, not a curated record
AUGCUCAAUCCGGCUUUGCUACCCCCGAUACUGCGCACCCUGCGCACCUCCAUCUUCCCCAAUUUCGCCCCGGGUCCCGCGCGCAUCCCGCCCACGCCGGACGAGGCGCUGGCCACCAAGCGCCGCGCGGCUAGAGCGGUGCUGGACGCCACGCCGAGCUUCGUCAGGUCGAGACUGUUUGGAAGCGGCAGCGGCAGCCGCGGCCUCGGCGGUUCCGACGGCGGCGUGCGGGGAGAUGACGACGAGGAAGGAGAGGAAGAGGAAGGAGUGGAUCCGGUGCAGCAGAGAGAGGUGGAGCGGCUGUUGGACGUGCUGGGCGAUCCGUAUCUGAACAAGCAUCUCAUCUUUGGGAUCAUCGAAUUGAUCGUUGUACGGCUGAUGCCGGAGAUGGGCGAGCUAGGGGUGGAUGAAUUGAUGGACGAGAGGUCGGCCUAG